UUGAGCGUGGGAGUUUGAAUGUAUUUGUAUGUGAAGACUGAAGAAAAGGGGGGAUUCCUUUGCGAGGGAGAUGGGGAUGUGAGUCAGUGAAGGAGCUGAGUGGAUGAUAACAGCAGCUAAACUAUAUGUGUAUAGGUCUGAUAGGGAGAGGAGAGUAGAGGGAGACCGAGAAGGAGAGAGAGGAGGAGAGGAGUGUGCAGUCAUGUCUGUGAGUGCCAGAGGUAGCAUGGUGUCCCAGGAUGGGCCAUCCUCCGGAGGAAACGAGCGCAGGAACACGCGUGUGCAGCGAGCCGUGCGCAUCUCCAGCAUUGUAGCUCAGGAGGUGUUGUCUCUGGGUGCAGACGUGCUCCCAGAGUACAAGCUCCAGACUCCUCGCAUCCACAAGUGGACCAUCCUCCACUACAGCCCCUUCAAGGCGGUGUGGGACUGGCUCAUCCUGCUGCUGGUCAUCUACACCGCCAUCUUCACGCCCUACUCCGCCGCCUUCCUCCUCAGCGACCAGGAGGAGGCGGCCAUGCAGAGCUGUGGCUACUCCUGCUCCCCGCUCAACGUGGUCGACCUGAUCGUGGACAUCAUGUUCAUUGUGGACAUCGUCAUCAACUUCAGGACGACCUAUGUGAAUUCCAACGACGAGGUGGUGAGCCAGUCGUCGCGCAUCGCUGUCCACUACUUCAAGGGCUGGUUCCUCAUAGACAUGGUGGCUGCCAUCCCCUUUGACCUGCUCAUCUAUCGUUCCGGUGAAGAGACCACCACUCUCAUUGGCCUGCUGAAGACCGCUCGACUGCUCCGGUUGGUCCGUGUGGCCAGGAAGCUCGACCGUUACUCGGAGUACGGCGCCGCCGUCCUCUUCCUGCUCAUGUGCACCUUUGCUCUCAUCGCUCAUUGGCUGGCCUGUAUUUGGUACGCCAUCGGCAACGUGGAGAGGUCGGGCGUGGCCCGGAUCGGGUGGCUGGAUUCGCUAGGAGAUCAGCUGGGCAGGCCGUACAACGAGUCCCUCCCAGGCUCUGGACCGACCAUCAGGGACAAGUACGUCACGGCCCUCUACUUCACCUUCAGCAGUCUGACCAGCGUGGGCUUCGGAAACAUCUCCCCCAACACCAACUCGGAGAAGAUCUUCUCCAUCUGCGUCAUGCUCAUCGGCUCCCUCAUGUACGCCAGCAUCUUUGGCAACGUGUCGGCCAUCAUCCAGCGCCUGUACUCGGGCACAGCGCGCUACCACACCCAGAUGCUGCGGGUGCGAGAGUUCAUCCGCUUCCACCAGAUCCCCAACCCCCUCAGGCAGCGGCUGGAGGAGUACUUCCAGCACGCAUGGUCCUACACCAACGGCAUUGACAUGAACGCAGUUCUGAAGGGCUUCCCGGAGUGUCUGCAGGCUGACAUCUGCCUCCACCUCAACAGGACUCUGCUGCAAAACUGCAAGGCCUUCAAGGGCUCCACCAAGGGCUGCCUGAGAGCCCUCGCCAUGCGCUUCAAGACCACCCACGCUCCGCCCGGAGACACCCUGGUCCACGCCGGCGACGUCAUCUCAGCCCUCUACUUCAUCUCCCGAGGCUCCAUCGAGAUCCUCAGAGGAGACGUGGUGGUCGCCAUCUUGGGUAAGAAUGACAUAUUUGGAGAGCCCAUUAACCUGUACGGCCGUCCUGGGAAGUCGAGCUCAGACGUGAGGGCCUUGACCUACUGUGACCUCCACACCAUCCAGCGCGAGGACAUGCUGGAGGUGCUGGACAUGUACCCCGAGUUCUCAGACUACUUCUGGGGAAACCUGGAGAUCACCUUCAACCUGCGAGAUAACAACUUGUUUGCCGACUCCAUGGACAGCGAGGACUCAGACCAGGGGGGCUUAACUGGACGCCUCCACAGACACAAACUCUCCCUCCAACGGAAAUCUGAAGGAGUUGACCUGGAGCCAGGCGAGAGCAAUCCAUCUCAGAGAGCAGACCACAAAGCCGGGGGGAGAAUCAGCAAAAACCAAGGCAACAUGCACAACAUAGAGUCUGAGGGGCGGAGGACCUCCACAGACAGUCUCUCCCACUCCAGUGGGGAUGAAGAGGAGGGCUCAGUGUUCACUGAUCCCACCCAGCCCUCCUCACUGGCAGGUCUCCCUCACAACCACUCCACCAUGCUUCACCUCAGCAGCCACGUGGAGGCAGCUCAGGCCACCACCUGUAACUCCCUCUCAGAAGCUUUCUCAGGGGUCUCCAACAUCUUCAGCUUCUGGGGGGAGAACCGGGAGCGACAGCAUUAUCAACAAGUCCCCAGCCACAGCAGCUUCCCCUUACCCACUCCUCACCCUCCUCACCCCCCACCCCUGCCCACCAUCAGCCGGCGCCAGCGCACUGAGCUGGAGAACAGGCUGGACCUGCUACAGAGACAGCUGCACAGGCUGGAAUCCCGGAUGUCCACAGACAUGGGGGCCAUCAUGCAGCUUCUGCAGAGACAGAUGAUCCAGGUGCCCCCAUCCUACAGCACUGUGACCUUACCCCCCCACCAGUCCCCCCCUGCCUCUGUCCCCCACUCUCCCACUCAGGCAUCUUCUGCCGUCCUCACUCCCAGCCACAGUACUGAGGCCUCACUCCUUCCAGAGUCCCCCUCUGCCCCUCUGAACCUGUCCCCCAUGCUCACCCCCACCCAGUACUCCCCGAUCCACAAAUACGGCCCCUGGUCGACGGAGAAGCAGGCACGGCCUGUCCCCCUUCCGGAAGCAGACGCUCUCGUCUCUCUCACACAGGCCCAGGUCAAGCCAGAGCAGUCCAGGUCCUCUGAGUCUCUACACAACGCAGUUGAGCUACACCUCUUCCAGCCAACCCCUGCCCUGGACAGCCCAACUCAGAACCCCCCCCGUACCACCCACGGCCAACCAGAGCAGAAUCCCCUGGGUUCGGCCAACAAAAUACAAGAUGGAUCCUUCUCGUUGACCAAUGAUGGGAACUCAUUAGAGGUGCUCCUCUGGGCAGGGUCGGGACUCGUCCAAUCAGAGCCCUCGGAGAGCCAGCGGCGUCUCUCUCUGCCAGGGGACCCUGUUACCUGGGAGACCCCUGCAGCAACCCCACGGUUCAGAUCUGACCCUGGGAGUUAACUGGUCAACCUUCUGGACAUUAAUCAGUCUGACUUCUCACCAGUACUGGAGGGAACAGAAGCACAGACAAUGAUGACCAAUAACACUUGGUAAGACAUCCCUUAAGGGGUAGUCUGUAUCAGUAUAUGUACAACUUUGUGUAUGUACUAUGUGUAUGUAAUGGAUAACCAUAUGCAGUAUUCUCAUGGAAAACAUGUUGUUGUUGUUUACUUGUAACUCCUGUCGUUGUGUCACUGUUGUUGUUGGGUCAACUGGAAUGUUAGCCGGUCUAACAUGGCAUGCAUUGUACUAUCACUGUUGUUACAGAGAGAAAACCUCUAGUACUUCAGAGUAGCACUGUCCUCAUCCAGUAUAGUAAUAAUAUUCCAAAUGAAUAAGAAGAUUGAAGCCGAAUAAGAAGAUAAAAUGUAAUCAUUACAGAUUUUAAUGACCUAUCAUACUGAUGAACUGUACCAAACAAUGUGCACUUAACGUUGGUGUGGUACACACGCACUUUUCUCUAUUCCUCUCUUCCUUUGGCCUCUUCAACUUUAAUGUUGAAUGAGACAAAAGGCGGGAGAGUCGCAGAAUGAUGACAUAAUCUUGCAGACCAGAAGAGGAUCAGACAGAUGAUAUAAUCUCUCUGAGGAGGAUCACAACCUCACAGCAAUAUCCUUCAUACAAGACUCACUCUCUCUCCUCCCAUUUCGGCCUUUUCUCUCACACACACAUACAUUCGUUCACUUUGCUCAAGGUGGCAUACCACUGUAGAGAUGACUAUAAAGUCUUAUAGUUGUAUUGGAUAUAUUGUAUUCCAACUCUGAGAGAAUGAGAUUAACAAUGUUUACAAAUAGUAGGGAAUAACCUGUACUGUAUGUAUGAGCACCGUUUGUUGAAUAAGAUACCGUCUAUCUCCAUUGUGAAAUUGUAUUUAUAUGCUGUAUAUUUCAAAUGACUUGAAACAGAUCAUGAUUUGUUGUCUGCCAGAGUAGGACCAACCCUUCUGUUUGUGUAACAUGCAUUUAUGUUGGGUUCCCAGCAUCC
Molecule: messenger RNA, 4099 nt
Organism: Hypomesus transpacificus
Lineage: Eukaryota; Metazoa; Chordata; Actinopteri; Osmeriformes; Osmeridae
Product: potassium voltage-gated channel subfamily H member 2-like
Exons: 11
Coding region: 104-3076 (990 amino acids)
Biological process (GO): potassium ion transmembrane transport; regulation of ventricular cardiac muscle cell membrane repolarization; regulation of heart rate by cardiac conduction
Cellular component (GO): membrane
Molecular function (GO): inward rectifier potassium channel activity
Source: RefSeq, a predicted model, not a curated record